UUCCGGCAUUAGCUGUAGUCUCUCCCGUUACGCGGAGACACAAAGACUUGGUGGGCAUUGCGGAGGGAUGGACGCGGCUUGAUAGGCACGCCAAUGCCUCAGAGAGUCUUGUCUGCCAACCGCUCAUCAUGUGAGCUGCCCCUGGAUGUGUCAUGGGCCCCUGGGGACGCGCAGGAUGCUUGCACCUUGGACAGCGACUGACGUUGACUUGCUCUUGAGAAAGGGGCGCAGGUGCUUUGGGGCUGCUGAAUGACAGCCCCGCAGCCCCAACAUGGAGGCGGUGGGAGACUUCGAGUACUGCAGGAAGGACCUGAUCGGGCAUGGAGCCUUCGCCGUGGUGUUUAAAGGGCGGCACAGGAAGAAAACAGACUGGGAGGUGGCUAUAAAGAGCAUCAAUAAAAAGAACUUAUCAAAGUCACAGAUCCUGCUUGGCAAAGAGAUCAAAAUACUGAAGGAGCUGCAGCAUGAAAACAUUGUGGCUCUUUAUGAUGUCCAGGAAUUGCCCAACUCUGUUUUCUUGGUCAUGGAGUACUGCAAUGGAGGAGACUUGGCAGAUUAUUUACAAGCCAAAGGAACUUUGAGUGAAGACACCAUACGAGUCUUUCUGCAACAGAUUGCAGCUGCCAUGCGGGUGUUACAUAGCAAGGGCAUUAUCCACAGGGACCUGAAGCCUCAAAACAUACUUCUCUCGUAUGCCAGUCGGAAGAAGUCAACUUUUAGUGGCAUCCGGGUAAAGAUUGCGGACUUUGGCUUUGCACGUUAUUUACAGAGUAACAUGAUGGCUGCCACAUUAUGCGGAUCCCCAAUGUACAUGGCACCAGAAGUUAUUAUGUCCCAACACUAUGAUGCAAAGGCUGACCUGUGGAGCAUAGGAACUGUCAUUUAUCAGUGUCUGGUUGGCAAGCCACCUUUCCAGGCCAAUAGCCCUCAGGAUCUCAGACUGUUCUAUGAAAAGAAUAAGAACCUAGUCCCGAGCAUUCCUGGAGAAACCUCUGCUUACCUAUCCAACUUGCUGCUGGGUUUACUUCAGAGAAACCAAAAGGACAGGCUAGAUUUUGAGGGAUUUUUCAGUCAUCCUUUCUUAGAUCAGGUCUCCACAGUCAAAAAGUCCUGCCCUGUCCCAGUGCCCACGUACUCGGGGUCAAGUAUUUCGGGCAGCUCCUGUGGAAGCUCACCAUCUUGUCGCUUUGCAUCUCCUCCUUCUCUGCCAGACAUGCAGCAUAUCCAGGAAGAAAAUCUGUCAUCACCACCAUUGGGUCCUCCAAAUUACUUACAAAUCUCCAAGGACUCUGCCAGCACAAGCAGCAAGAACUCUUCAUGUGACACAGAUGACUUUGUCCUGGUACCAAGCAACCCCUCCUCUGACCACUCAUAUGAUAUGCCUACAGGGACAGCCGGGCGCAGGGCGUCUAGUGAGUUCUUGAUGUGCGGAGGGCAGUCUCCCUUGAAUAUAUCUGGCGUUUCUGGACAAACACAGAAGGCCCCUUGUAGCUCCUCUCGCUGUAGCUCUUCAGCUGUUACUACCAGACAGAACCAGCCUCAGACGUCACCACGCAGCGAGACGGCACCUAUUCCUGUCCCAACACAGCUACGGAACUAUCAACGCAUCGAGCAGAAUCUUUCAUCCACUGCUAGCCCGACAUCUAACCCGCAUGGGUCACCCAGAUCAGGGGCAGUGAGACGUUCCAAUACCAGCCCCAUGGGCUUUUUAAAGGUUGGCUCUGGGUCUCCAAGUUCAGCAGACGUGGUGUCAGCUACUGGACGCCGUCUAUCCACUGGCUCUUCACGACCGUAUUCUCCAUUAGUCGGAACCAUCCCAGAGCAGCUUGGACAUUGUUGCUGCGGUCAUGCUCAAGGCCACGAGUCCAGAAGUAGAAGCUCUUCAGGAGGUUCCCCAGUGCCACAGUCGCAGUCGCCUCAGUGUUUGCUGGGUGGAAGACUUCCAAGUGCCCCGACCCUCACAGACAUCUACCAGAACAAGCAGAAGCUAAGGAAGCAACAUUCAGACCCCGUCUGUCCCUCAUAUGCUGGACAUGGCUUUAGUCAUUCUCCACAGCCACCACGACCCGUCAGUCUUGGAGCGUCUCCUACAAAACACAUGGGAUCAUCCCCAAGGAGUUCAGAAUGGCUAUAUAAAAGCCCCUUGCCCACCAUCAUAGGAUCACCGACCAAGGCAACUGCUCCAUUCAAGAUCCCUAAAACACAAGCCUCAUCAAAUCUUCCCGCUUUGGUUACUCGUCAGGGAACUGUAGACACCCUCGUACAGGUCAAAGACUUGUUGGAACCAAGGGAUUGCUCUCAUUUCCAUUGCCCACAUGGGAGUGCAGAACAUGGCAAAGCAGUGUUUGGAAGGUCUGUGAGUGCCGGGAAACUGUCAGAUCAGACCAGCAGAACACUCCUGGGAGGACAGCAUUACCAGGGCAGCACAGACAGUCUGAACGCUGAGCGUCCCAUGGACACGGUCCCUUCUGGUGCUACAGGUGGUGUCCUCACAGUGCCAGUGAUGCCUCAUAGAGCAGUGAUGUUCACUGUUGGGUCUCCUCCCAGCAGCGCCACCCCUCCCACGUGUACUCACAUGAUGAUGAGGGCUCGUGCCACUUCAGUUGGUUCAAACAGCUCUGGUGGCUCCCUGUGCUCCACUAGUGGCCGCGUGUAUAUGGGAUCCCCAUCCGGAAUUCACAUGGGCUCCUCGCCUCCUGGAGCAGAUGCAGCACCAGCUCUAAGAUACAUGUCCUACGGCACAUCACCACCUAGUCUAGAAGAUUUCAUAACAUUUGAGGCCCCUGAACUCCCUGAGGAAACGCUCAUGGAGAGGGAACACACAGAAACUCUACAACACCUCAAUCUGAUGCUUGCCUUCAUCGAAUGCGUCAUGGAGCUGACUGCAAGCCGCGGUUGUAAUACUGAUCUCUGCUGUUCUGCUGUAUCCCUUUACCAGAUACAGGAAAGCGUAGUGGUAGAUCAGAUAAGCCAGCUGACCAAAGAAUGGGGACAAGUGGAACAGCUGGUACUGUACAUGAAAGCCGCUCAGAUCCUGGCAUCCUCCCUACAGCUUGCCAAAUCGCAGAUCAAAUCAGCAAAGUUGACCCCUUCAAGUGCUGUAAAGCAAGUGGUGAAGACCAUGAAUGACCGAUACAAGUUCUGCAUCAGCAUGUCUAAGAAACUGACUGCACAGCUACAUCGCUUUUUCUCCGACAAACAGAGAUUUGUGGAUGAGAUCAACAGCGUCACAGCAGAAAAAUUAAUCUACAAUUGCGCUGUGGAAAUGGUUCAGUCAGCUGCACUAGAUGAGAUGUUCCAGCAGACAGAAGAUAUUGCUUAUCACUACCACAAAGCAGCACUUCUUUUAGAAGGCCUAACAAAGAUCCUACAGAGCCCUGCAGACAUUGAGAACGUCCAUAAAUAUAAAGCCAGUGUGGAAGGAAGACUGUCUGCACUCUAUGGAGCAGUGGCUUUGUAUGAAUAGUAAUGGUAUCCAUUGGACUGCUGAAGAGCAAAGCAAGGGACCACUGUAGUGUAAUUCUGUGUAAAUAUACUUGUACAUCUGUAUCUGGAAAGAGGAACCAAAAUCUCCAUUGGUGGCUUUCCAGUUGGAAAUAAAUCAGGGGACUGCAGAAAGGCUGCCUUAUUUUAAAGACACUCCUCGCAAAACAUGCCUUUCAGUGUACAUGUAAUAUGGAAGGAAAUUUUUAACCUUGGAAAUGUAUUUUUCGCGAAUGAACUAUGGUUGCUCCAGGAGACAGGGUGGAGGUGAUGAAACCAGUAGGUAAACCUUCACAAGCAGCAACCCAGUAUUCCAGUAGUGAAGUGUUCAAUGUUUACCUACUCGCAUAGGGUUUCUGGUACAAUGUCUGAACCCAAAGGAUCCAUCCAACAGAAACGAAAGAGAAGCACUUUAUUUUGAGUAGGAAGAGAAGGCAAAAAAUCCUGAAACUCGACCAUGCAGAGUCUUGGUUCAUUUACUCUCCUUUUGAUGUGGCUACUUGAUGUUCUACUUUUAAACCAAUUUAUUUUGCACUAAUUUCUUAAAACUGUAAAUUAUUCUCUUGUAUGGAACUCUUAUCAAUAUGAAAAGGCACAAUGGAUUUACUGAAAAAAAACUAAAAAGUUAUCAUUUCAUUGUAUGUAUCAAAAAAGUUGGAAUUUAAUAUGUAGCUUCCUAAAAACUUUAAAAAAAAGACUUGUGACCCUUUUGUAUCGAUUUGUCUAAUACUUGAUUAUUAAUAUGUUUGUUUUCAAUAACGUUUUAUUUUGUCGGUAUUUGCUUUAUAUACAGGUGUUGUGAGUUGCAUAUAUAUUGGUUUGUGCAUGUGCUAUGUACUAACUCUAGUUCUCUAAUCGGGUGUUAUCCUACCAGACGUAAAUUUGUUCCAUGGACAGUGUUAGAGAAGGAAAACCGUGCUGUAACAUAGACAUGUGUGUGACUACUACUACUCUGUUACGUAUUAAUAGACAGUAGCUACUAUCAAUUAUUCCCCUAAAUCUGUAGUGUGGCCUGCAAAUGUUAGGGUGCAGUUCACAUGUCUUAACAGUAGAUGGCGCAGUAAGAGCAGCUCACAGCUAUGGCACCAAAGGUUAGUAGAAAAAACUGCUGUGUGACCUGUAGGACAAGAGUCAUGGUCACUGGAGGCCAGUACUUGGUAGAGUUUUAUUUUAUUUUUUGGAUUUUUUUUAUUUUUUAUAAAGAACAAUGGUGCCACACAUUCAUUUCAUGUGUAUAAUGCCACUUUUUUUUGUGGCAUUCCGUGGCCAUUUUGGAUAAGCCUUUUUGUCAUUUUUAAUUAUGUAAUGAAACUGCCAUAGCAAAAAUAGUCACACCUAAGUCCCAGGCUUUUGAAAUGGGCUCUUAUGCUUUUAUGUAUGUUUUAAUGGAAAAUUUUGAAAACAUUUACACCCUUAAUGAAAAAAAUAAUAAUAAUGUUUGUCACCCUUUUAAGUUUGUUGUUUUAGAUGUUAGGUUUUUGUGUGUAUUUUUUUUAGACGUAUGCAAGUAUUUCAUUUACAAAAAAUAUAACUGGCACAGUGGUCAUUUUUUAGAGGGAGUCUAUCACCAGUGACCCCCCUAUCAAGCUGUUUGCAUAGACACAUAGCUGUGGUUCACCUGAUUAAUACGCUGUUUUUCUUUUGUUGAUCGGAGACUCUGUUCCAGGGUUAUGGAACUUUUUCUUAAUAUGCAAAUUAGGCCUUUGGUGCAAUGUAGAGGUCACCAUUGCUCCUGUUGCACACAAGCUUCCCUCCUUUCUGUGGCAAUUCCUUCCC
Molecule: messenger RNA, 5259 nt
Organism: Bufo bufo (common toad)
Lineage: Eukaryota; Metazoa; Chordata; Amphibia; Anura; Bufonidae
Gene: ULK2
Product: unc-51 like autophagy activating kinase 2
Exons: 28
Coding region: 272-3466 (1064 amino acids)
Biological process (GO): axon extension; autophagy; peptidyl-serine phosphorylation
Cellular component (GO): autophagosome; cytoplasm
Molecular function (GO): protein serine/threonine kinase activity; ATP binding
Source: RefSeq, a predicted model, not a curated record